This is a messenger RNA of Tetranychus urticae (two-spotted spider mite), 1629 nucleotides long. It is a transcript of the gene Pyroxd1, whose product is annotated as pyridine nucleotide-disulfide oxidoreductase domain 1. The record is from RefSeq and is a predicted model, not a curated record. Lineage: Eukaryota; Metazoa; Arthropoda; Arachnida; Trombidiformes; Tetranychidae. Gene Ontology annotation, molecular function: oxidoreductase activity.
GAAAUAGACAGCAUAUUUCAAACAAAUUAUUUACACUUCUAGGCUUAUCUAUAUUAAUUUGAAUUUAAAGCUUUUUCAUCGUUUGUGAUCAUCUGUUAUGUGAUGCAAUGACUGAUCCGGUGAUUAUUGUUGGAGGUGGAAUCAGUGGAGUUUCUUGUGCUUCAACUUUGGCCCAACUGGAUCCUGCGCUACCAAUAAAGCUCAUUUCUUGUUCUCCAACUUUAAAAGUAAUAACAAAUGUUCAAGAAAAGGGCAAUUAUUUGACAUCUUUUGAUGUAACGGAAAAACCAUCAGACCAAUUAAGCCAACAAUACAGUAACAUAGAAGUAAUCAGUGAUACAGUGAUCAGUUUAGAUGCAGCAAAGAAAACUAUUCAUUUAGCGAAAAAUAAUGACCAGCUGAAGUAUUCCAAGCUUUGUAUAUGCACAGGGGCUCGUCCUAAAUUGAUUGACACUAAUUUUCCUGACCAUUUAAUUGGCAUUCGUGAUACAUCAACUGUUAAAGAUUUCGAGAAACGGUUACUUGGUGCCUCGAGGGUUGUAGUUGUAGGUAAUGGAGGAAUAGCUACUGAACUGGUUUAUUCAAUUGAAUUCUGUCAAAUAAUAUGGGCAAUCAAGGAUUCAUCCUUCGGCUCUACAUUUCUAGAUCCUGGAGCGGCUCAAUUUUUUACUCAAUAUUUAAAGAAGGAGAAAAGAUCAAAGGAAACAAUAAUCAAGAGAAUCAAAUAUUCACAAGGAGCCGAGCCCGGUACCAGUAACGAUGAUAGUGGGAAAUAUUUACAAAAUUUAUACGGAAGUGCUCUUGGUCCAGAUUGGAGUGAUAAUAUUGAAAUGAAAGGAGCUAGUAAAGAAAUGAGAUCAAUUGAAAUUGAAUACAAUUGCGAAGUUAACCAGAUAUACUUUAAAAAAGAUUUGCCGCUAUCUAAAUAUCAAUUUAUUGUCUUUGAGGAAGAAGUGUCUCAAAGUGGAGACUUGAAAUGGCCUAUCUAUGUAGAACUGAAUAAUGGAAAAAUUUACGGCAGUGAUUUGAUAAUUAGUGCAACUGGUGUCAUUCCUAACGUUGAACCAUUUCUGGAAGGUAACAAUUUCAAAGUGGGUUCAGAUCUUGGUUUAUCUGUCAAUGAUCAAAUGUUAACAACAGAGAGUGAUGUAUAUGCAGCAGGCGAUGUCUGUUCAGCUGAUUGGCAAUUAGCUCCUCACUGGUUUCAAAUGCGACUUUGGACUCAAGCUCGACAAAUGGGAAUAUAUUCAGCUUAUUGUAUAACAUCGCACAUACAAAAAACUGACCCGUCCCUUUAUUUUCCUUUCGAGCUUUUCACGCACAUGACAUCUUUUUUUGGCUUCAAAGUCGUUCUUUUGGGACUUUACUUAGGACAAAAGUUGGACAGUCAAUAUCAAAUUCUUCUAAGAAUUAAAGAUGGUGACGAAUAUGUCAAAGUUAUAAUGAAGGAUGGUCACAUGCAAGGAGCUCUACUUAUCGGGGAAACAGAUCUUGAAGAAACAUUCGAAAAUCUUAUCAUUAAUCAAUUAGAUUUGACUGACAUACAAGAUGAUCUUUUGAACCCGACUGUUGACAUUGAAGAUUAUUUUGAUUAAUUGCAGUCAUUUUCAUUUGAUUUUGUAUCAAUAU